AUGGCGACCUUUCUCGAGAACUCGUACAGUCUGGUGCACCUUGACAACACCGCGGACCAGCCGAGUCAGCAGGACCUCAAGACACAACUAGAAAAGGGCACAGAUGAGACCAAGCUGGACACCAUGCGGAGGAUCCUCACCACCAUGCUCAAUGGCGAUCCCAUGCCCAAUCUAUUGAUGCAUAUCAUCCGUUUUGUCAUGCCUUCGAAAAGCAAAUCUCUGAAGAAACUGCUCUACUUUUACUACGAGAUCUGCCCCAAGUUGGACGCCAAUGGGAAGUUAAAACAGGAGAUGAUCCUCGUCUGUAAUGGAAUCCGGAACGAUCUUCAGCAUCCCAACGAGUUUGUUCGAGGAAAUACGUUGCGCUUUCUUUCCAAACUUCGAGAACCCGAAUUGAUCGAACCCCUCCUCUCUGCUGCGCAAACUUGCCUUGACCACAGACAUGCCUACGUGAGAAAGAAUGCCGUAUGGGCAUUGGCCUCCGUCUAUCAGAAUGCCCAGCACCUGAUCCCGGAUGCCCCCGAGAUGCUUCAUACCUUCCUCGCCGGCGAAAGUGACACAACUUGCAAAAGGAAUGCCUUUGCUGCAUUGAUGAGUAUAAGCCAUGACAAAGCAUUGGAAUACCUCACUGGAGUCCUGGACGGAGUACCUAAUGCCGACGAGCUACUCCAGCUGGUUGAACUGGAGUUUAUCAGGAAAGACGCCGUUCAGAAUCAUGCAAACAAGGCGCGCUAUUUGCGCUUGAUUUUUGAUCUGUUGGAAGCGAACACGAGCACAGUUGUCUAUGAAGCUGCGACUUCACUGACAGCCCUGACGAGCAAUCCGGUGGCUGUUAAGGCGGCUGCUGGAAAGUUGAUCGAGCUGAGCAUCAAAGAGGCGGACAACAACGUCAAGCUGAUCGUGCUUGAUCGCGUUGACCAAUUGCGGAGACGGAAUGAGGGCGUCCUGGACGAUCUCACCAUGGAAAUCCUGCGAGUUUUGUCUAGCCCUGACCUGGACGUCCGACGGAAAGCUUUGGGGAUUGCAUUAGAAAUGGUCUCCAGUAAGAACGUCCAAGAGAUUGUCAUGCUAUUGAAGAAGGAAUUGGGCAAGACCGUGGUUGAACAAUAUGAAAAGAACGCGGAAUAUCGACAACUUCUGAUUCAGUCGAUCCACCACUGCGCCAUCAAAUUUUCAGAGAUCGCGGCGAGCGUGGUUGAUGUCUUGAUGGACUUCAUUGCCGACUUCAACAAUAGCUCAGCAGUGGAUGUUAUUUCCUUCGUCAAAGAAGUGGUUGAAAAGUUUCCUAAGCUCAGAUCCUCCAUCGUGGAACGGCUGGUGUCGACAUUGGGCGAAGUCCGGGCAGGAAAGGUGUACCGUGGUUCGCUUUGGGUAAUUGGCGAAUAUUCUCUACAAGAGAACGACAUCAAGGAGGCUUGGAAACGGAUCCGGGCGAGUCUUGGGGAGAUCCCGAUUCUAGCUUCAGAGCAACGGUUAUUAGACGAGCAGACGAAUGAGGAUGGUGAAGCGAAGGACCAGGUCAACGGCCAUUCGGCACCCAAACCAGCCUCAAGCGGAUCACGGAAAAUCCUUGCAGAUGGCACAUACGCAACCGAAAGCGCAUUAACCAGCGAUUCCGCUGCAAAAGCGAGAUUGGAAGCAGUCAAAGCGGCACAGAAACCCCCCUUGAGACAGCUUAUUCUUGAUGGCGACUACUACCUGGCAACAGUGCUUUCUUCGACCUUGACGAAAUUAGUUAUGCGUCACUCGGAGAUCUCGACAGAUCAGGCGCGCACUAAUGCCUUGCGUGCUGAGGCCAUGCUGAUAAUGAUUUCGAUCGUUCGAGUCGGACAGUCGCAGUUUGUGAAGGCGCCCAUUGACGAGGAUUCGGUGGAUCGAAUCAUGUCCUGCGUACGGGCGUUGGCCGAAUUCACUGAACGCAAAGAACUUGAGGUAUCCUUCUUGGACGAUACUAGAACAGCAUUCCGGGCUAUGGUCCAAGCCGAAGAGAAGAAACGGGCCGCCAAAGAAGCAGUGGAAAAGGCGAAGACAGCCGUCCAGGUGGACGAUGUUCUUUCAAUACGACAAUUAUCGAAGAAGAGUGCAGGCGAUGGCACAGAUGAAAUGGAACUGGACCUGGAGAAAGCAACAGGCGGCGAUGCUUCGUUUGAAGAUCUGUCAUCCAAACUGAGUCGCGUCGUGCAGCUUACGGGGUUUUCAGAUCCUGUAUAUGCCGAGGCUUAUGUCAAGGUGCACCAGUUUGACAUUAUCCUCGAUGUACUCCUGGUGAAUCAGACGACCGAGACUCUUCAGAACCUCUCGGUGGAGUUUGCUACUCUAGGUGAUUUGAAGGUGGUGGAACGACCGACGACACAUAAUCUUGGACCGCAUGACUUCCUCAACGUGCAGUCGACCAUCAAAGUGUCAAGCACAGACACAGGAGUGAUUUUUGGUAAUGUCGUCUAUGACUCGCCUUCUGGCACGGAUACGCAUGUUGUCAUCUUGAAUGAUGUGCAUGCAGAUAUCAUGGACUACAUUCAGCCAGCAACAUGCUCCGAAUCAGCAUUCAGGACCAUGUGGACCGAGUUUGAAUGGGAGAAUAAGGUGAACAUCAACAGCAAAGCGACGACCAAGACGCUGCGGGAGUUCUUGGAUCAACUCAUGAAGAGCACGAAUAUGACGUGUCUGACGCCGGAAGCCAGUUUGAAAGGUGACUGUCAGUUCCUCAGUGCAAAUCUGUACGCACGGAGUGUUUUCGGGGAGGAUGCAUUGGCGAACCUGAGCAUAGAAAAGACGGCGGACAACUCGAUUGUGGGAUUUAUUCGAAUUCGGUCACGGUCUCAAGGACUGGCCUUGAGUUUGGGAUCAUUGAAGGGUUUGAAGGCAGGCACCUAUUAG
Messenger RNA from Cladophialophora psammophila CBS 110553, 2877 nucleotides. RefSeq lists its product as uncharacterized. Gene Ontology annotation, cellular component: cytoplasm; COPI vesicle coat. Gene Ontology annotation, molecular function: structural molecule activity. The coding region runs from base 1 to 2877 and encodes 958 amino acids. Gene Ontology annotation, biological process: intra-Golgi vesicle-mediated transport; endoplasmic reticulum to Golgi vesicle-mediated transport; intracellular protein transport. The record is from RefSeq and is a predicted model, not a curated record. The transcript has 3 exons. Lineage: Eukaryota; Fungi; Ascomycota; Eurotiomycetes; Chaetothyriales; Herpotrichiellaceae.